This is a messenger RNA of Meira miltonrushii, 1631 nucleotides long. RefSeq lists its product as uncharacterized. The record is from RefSeq and is a predicted model, not a curated record. The transcript has a single exon. Lineage: Eukaryota; Fungi; Basidiomycota; Exobasidiomycetes; Exobasidiales; Brachybasidiaceae. The coding region runs from base 36 to 1589 and encodes 517 amino acids.
CGAUUGAACAAUUAUCAAAUGCAGCUGCUGGUGUGAUGGCAACGAUUCAAAAUGGAAAGAAACAUGUUUUAGGUCGUGUUGCAUCACAGCCAACUUUGCAAUCAUUCAAUUCACCACCAAACCUUUCACAAGAUCCAAUGCCCGCUUCACCUGGUAUCGCAACAUUUGCAUCUUCUUUUGCGCGUGAUUUGAAAAGUAAAGCAAGUAUCGUUUUCAGCAAUGACAAUCAACAACAACGAUCCAGACAGCAUCGACCUUCGAUCUCUAGCACAUUUGAGAAAAGCUCUGCUUCGAGUGAGGGACUUGGAACCCUAUCCCAGUCAACUUCAGCGUUGACGUUUAACUCUUCCGGUACGAGAGUAGACGGCACGAUUCGAAAGAUGAUGAGGAACACGAGCACUCAUUUGAGCGGGCUGGGUAUUCGGCCGGGCAAAGUACGGGAGCGGACAGGUAGGGCAGAAUAUCGAUAUGAUAAUGAGUUGCCCAAAAGUGCAUCAUAUAUUUCGUCAUUUUAUUCAUCAACAGAUUCUUUGCAAAUGACACAUUCGGCAAAAGAUGGACAAUUUCCAACAUUUGAUGAUCGAGCACGUUGGGAGGCAAUGUGUGAUGCGCAAAAUCGAUCGUCAAAUUCUCCACUGACGAUUGAUUUUGACGUAUUGAAUAAGCCUUUGCCAGAUAUUGUUGGAGCAAAUGAUGUGUUCGGAAAAGGAAUAUAUCAAUUUCCUUCUCCGAUGUAUGAGAUUGGGAUGACACAUCAUGAAGAUUCACAAGAGAUGCUUGAUCGAACGACUGAAUCGUACGAUAUGUAUAGCAAGCAUAAGUUUGGCUAUCGUCCAAAGAAUGAAAUGGCACGUUCAUGGUCGGCUGACAAGGUCAAAGAGGUUCCCCUUGUCAGUGCUCAAAUCAAACUUCCGCACAAAAGACAUUUGACGGCAGAAGAGUGUGCCGAAGCCAUCUUUCGCGGGGCAGAGGAAGGAUUUCAAUGGCAGGGAGAAGAUGGACAACCUUGUAGUUUGCGGGGUAUGCUUCUGGCAUAUGGUGAAGCAUUGUCACGGGAGAGAAAAGAAAAGAAAGAAGAAAAGGUGAAUGAUGCACAUAUGCAGCUAUGUGCUUUAACGUUUGAUUCGCAACGGACGGAUACGUGUGACCGAUUGGACGAAAGGGAUGUUCUAGAUUUGACUGGAAUGGGUUCUCCUAUUGAUGCAACAGAAGAUACGAACAUGUCUUCCGCUAGUCAAUUCAAUGAAGGAUUGAUGGGAGAGUCACUCACUCAUUCCGCAUCUUCGACGACAGAGUCAGCAUUAUCAUGCGAUACGAUCAAGAAGGAUUCAAAUCUUGAUUCACGUCCUUCGUAUGCAUUUUUGAAUGAGCCAGCCAAAGGGAAUGAAAUCUACUUUAGUCCUCCUCGACCGAGAACAUCUUCACUAAAACAUCGUCGAUCGAACCAAUAUACUCCUAUGGCAUAUAAAGGCACCGCAAAGAUGGCCGCCGGUCAACGUGAAGAAAAUCGAAGGCCAAGCGUCACUGCGAGGGAUAGCGGUGGUAGCAGUAGUAAUGCAAGUAUGGCAAGCUAUACUGCUGCCUUUUAGUGAAAUGAUAUACAUUUGAAAUGUUGAUUGAUUGUCAGUGUG